This is a messenger RNA of Aspergillus costaricaensis CBS 115574, 1001 nucleotides long. RefSeq names its product histone H2A.Z-specific chaperone CHZ1. The record is from RefSeq and is a predicted model, not a curated record. The coding region runs from base 251 to 619 and encodes 122 amino acids. Lineage: Eukaryota; Fungi; Ascomycota; Eurotiomycetes; Eurotiales; Aspergillaceae. The transcript is spliced from 3 exons.
UGAAGAGUGAGAGAGAGACAGAGAGAGAAGAGUUAUCCUCGCUGCCCUUGACACCGCUACCUACUUAAACUCCACGCUUCCUGCUAUCCCCUGUUUCUGAAUUUCCUGUUCCUUACGAAUUUUCUCUUCCUCCGGAGUGUUUCCUUCCUACUCGAUUGGCUUUGCCUUUACUUCCAACACACUCCUACCAAUCCAUCUUCAGAACCACCCUCCCGUGUACUACCACUACUCCUCUUCUUCUUCAUUCAUCAUGGGUGACAACAACCAAGCUACCACCGGCUUCGACCCUGCCGCCAAUGCUCCCGAUGCUGCUGCCUGGGAUAAGGGCAAGGGCAAGGCCACAGACCCCACCCAAGACAUGCGCAUGGACGAUGAUGAGAGUGACGAGAGCGAGGCCGAAGAAAUGGUCGAUGAUGAUGACGAUGAAGACAACGACAACCUGGAGCCCAUCUCCUCGGAGAACAUCAUCUCCGGUGGCCGCCGUACACGCGGCAAGAACAUUGACUUCCAAGCCGCCGCCGAGAGUCUGAAGGAUGAUGGCAUGGACGAGGAUGACGAUGAGGACGACGACUACGUUGGCGCUGGUGAUGACGACGAGGACAACAAGAUGCAGGACUAGAUUUUUGGAUCAAGCUACGACGAUACCAACACACACUUAGGGGCGGCGAGCGCAAUGGGAAUUGGGAUGGAUAGGCGCAGGGUCUGCUUUGAGGGUUUCUUCGGUUCCUUUAUGCCGGUCACACUUUCAUCUCUUAAUCAUAUUAUGAUGUUUUUCUUUUCCAGGUUUUGGGAUGGAUACGGAUCAUUAUGAUUGCCUAUGCGUUUUUCCCUUUCAAUGUUUCCCCGAUAGGCACACCCUGGACCCUUUUUGUUUGGGCCAGGGUUCGGCUGAAACUAUCGCCUCGCAAUGGGGUUCAACUGAGCUAUCACCUCCAUGCUAAACCCACCUCAUGGUCUGCAGAGGAGAUCUAUAAGCAAAUAUCUCGAUAAUAAAAAAAGAA